Molecule: messenger RNA, 4979 nt
Organism: Spodoptera litura
Lineage: Eukaryota; Metazoa; Arthropoda; Insecta; Lepidoptera; Noctuidae
Gene: Liprin-gamma
Product: liprin protein kazrin
Molecular function (GO): protein binding
Source: RefSeq, a predicted model, not a curated record
UCGACUCGCUCGCGCGCGCUGCUACGUCCGUGUGCUACGCGGCGCUACGACGCGUAGCGACUCGCAACUACGCCGCUACGGCAAGCCGAAAAUUAUUUGGCAGUGACUGUGCGAGGAUAUUGAAUUAAACGGAAUUAUUUAGUGCAAUAGCCAGUGGUGUGCUUCCUCAGUUACUGAAAUAGCGGAGCUGAAUAAUUCCGCGGCUCGACUAUAAGAUAAUUCCUGGGACGCGACGUCCUCAUUCCGGACUGUCAGUGGAGUGCUGAGACAAAGGGGGCGCUCGGCAAAGUGGAAUAGUUUCAAUUUGUAUUGAAAGUUUAGUGGUGAAUAGGAAGUGUAACGAGCGUGUGGCAGGUGUCACGCGGAGACAAUGAGGCAGCUCGGAGGGGGAGGGUAGCAUGACAGCGCCUGCCACGGCGGCCUGAUGGCGCUAGUGCGCCGCAUACUAGGCGACGCCCAGGCGAAACUCCGCAAAAUGGUCGACGAGCAAGUAUCGGUGGGCGCCCGGGUUGACGCGGACGCCGAGCCGGAGCCGGCUGACCCGCUGAUCACGCCAGCCAGCUCAGCGCUCGAGCGGCCCGAGCUAGACCGGCCCGUGCCGCCCGAGCGACGCUUGCUCAUCGGCACCCUGGACAAACGCAAUGGUGGACUCAGCGUCGAUAAGGAGGGCACCAUCAAUAGGACCACUAGACUGUCUAUAAGAAACGGGAAGGACAAUCCCUUCAUAGACGAUGACAAUAAAGAAAACCAGGCAAAUGGCAAGCUAGAGUCCCCGGUGAAAUGGUCAACACAAAACGGCAGCGACAGUGGAACUUACGCUGAAAUAGGCAAUGGAGGCAACAGUCAUACCAGCGAGAGGAAUAUUCUGGAUCCCGCCGACAGUUCAGAGGAAGAGGUUCCACUCCCUGAUGCCACGUCACCAGGCAGGAGUAGCGACGGUCCCGAACCAAGAGCUGAUAUUACUGCGACACUUGAAGGAGACGCGGCCUCCCCCGGCGGUCGUUCGGAUCGGUCGCGGCAGGAGGAAGUCCCAGCGUCCCCUGGGAUGCUCACCGCCGCACAGGUAGCCAGGAGACUCCGGAUGGAAAAUGAAAGAUUACAGGCCGAGCUCACACGUGUCCGUCGUCUACUGGUAGCGGCAGCUGAGCGAGGAGAGGCUGGAAGCACACUGCUGGAACGAGCCAAGUCCGACACACAGGAUGCACCUCAACUAGACCCUCAACAGCUGGAGAAAGAACUGCUGCUGGCUAGAGAAGCUGUUAACUCUUUGAAAGCAGACAAAAAGAGGUUGAAAGCUGAGAAAUUUGAUUUACUAAACCAAAUGAAACAACUCUACGCCACUCUCGAAGACAAAGAGAAAGAGCUCCGAGACUUCAUAAGAAACUAUGAACAGAUGCGUUCGCGGGGUGGAGCUUCAUCAGCUUUAGGAGCAGAGCGAGCUGAGCGUGAGCGGGAGCGCGCUGCGUUACUGCGACAUGCUCGCGAUGAAGCUGAGCGCUCUCUACAACUAGCGGCCGCACUCAGUGCUCGGGACACACAGCUGAGACACGCUCGAGAACAACUCUUUGAGGCCAGGAGACAGUUGCAAGCCGCAGGGUGUCUGUCAGAAGGCGAGAGUGUUGCAUCACUCGGUAUGGGACCACCGAUGAUGUUGGGAGGACCUUCGGGGCUGAUUGGGGACAGAGGCAGCUGCAGUGCUGAUUCCGGUGUUAGAGGCAGCAGUGAUGGCGGUGCCACGUCAGUGUGUGGUGGGAAUCUAUCAGACUCUACGGCUGAAGGCGCUCCGCCGACACUGGAUGCUUACGACACAGACGCAGCAUCACUCGUCUCAUCCGCACACCAUAUCUAUCAACUGAGCACACCACGUGACUGCAGCCCGACUUUGUCGCCACACAACAGCGCGUCGCCCUUCACACGCUCCAUCGACGCUGGAUCUCUAUCUAGGUCUGUGGAACAGCUCUCAAGUCCCGGUGAGUGUGAGGCAGCCUUGCUAGGUGGAGUACGUGGACGAUCAGGCGCGGGUAGUAAGGGAGCCCGUGGUCGCGGCUCAGCGUGGGGCUCCAUAUCUCGAGUGUUCGCUCGCUCCCGACACCGCACCAAGUCAGGCAGUGCCGCUAUUAGCGGACAUGAGAGUGCUUGUUGUUCAGAGCCGAUCUACUCCGGUACUGGUAGCACUCGCGCUUGGUCGCCGUUGGGCAGUGAGGCUGCCUUGAGGGAAGCUGCGUCAUUGCCACUUUCAAGAUGGCGCGCGCCCGCCAUUAUUGCGUGGCUGGAACUAGCGCUUGGAAUGCCACAGUAUGCUGCUGCAGUUGCUGAUAAUGUCAAGAGCGGAAAGAUCCGUGCUUUGAAUGGGCAGGUUCUGCUCGAGCUGUCUGACGCGGACCUGGAGGUGGGGCUGGGCAUCUCGCAGCCAAUGCACCGCAAGAAGCUGAGACUUGCCAUCGAAGAGCGGAGGAGACCAGACCUUGUCCGGAACCCAAGUAUAGGACAGCUGACGCACGCCUGGGUCGCCGCCGAGUGGUUGCCAGAUUUGGGAUUAUCACAGUACGCCGAGUCAUUCCUGGCAAAUCUAGUAGAUGCUCGCAUGCUCGACACCAUCAGCAAGAAGGAACUGGAGAAAUAUCUCGGAGUGACCAGGAAGUUCCACCAGGCCUCUAUCGUACAUGGCAUCCAUUUGCUUAGAAUAAUGAAGUACGAUCGACAGGCGCUCGCUGUCAGGCGGCACCAAUGCGAGAACGUCGACGCCGACCCCUUAGUUUGGACCAAUCAGAGGUUUAUGCGAUGGGCUCAUAAUAUUGAUUUAGGUGAAUUUGCGGAUAAUCUCAAAGACAGUGGAGUGCACGGUGGGCUCGUGGUACUUGAGCCCUCGUUCACCGGAGAAACAAUGGCGACCGCGCUCGGCAUUCCUCCAUCAAAGAGCAUUAUUAGAAGACAUUUGGUAGCCGAAUUUGACGCUCUCGUCAUACCAGCGAGAAACUUGUUUGGUCACCAAAUCAGGAUGUUGGGUAGACCGUUCUCGAGGUCGGUUGCUACUGGCUUACCAGGCAUAGACCUCAGUGGGGAUUCCAGGAGACAUAGUUUGAGGGGUUCAAUAACCCGAGCUUUAGGGGUGUUGAAACCGAAGCACGAGCGAACUUCCCCGUCGAGCUCUAGUGAAAGUUCGAGUGUGUUGAGCUUGACGCAGCCCUACCAGAUCUCAUACUCGCCACCGAUAGCUGUGCGGACACUAUCACAGCUCAGCAUGACGUACGCGCCACCUCCAACGUUGCAGGAGUACGAACCAAUAUACACACCACUCAGCCUGUACUCACAGUCCAGUGUGUCGACCAGAGAUAGCCUCACCAGACUGAAUGAUAUCAAGGAAAAUUCUAGUAUUACUCAUAGGUACGGACAGAAAGCGGACCAAGCUCAUCGCGUUAGCUCGCCUCUCCCAGCCAAGUCAGCAGAUGACGCGCUGGUUAAGCAGAAACGACACCGACGGGUCAAGAGCAUCGGAGACAUCAACGCCUGCACCAAGGCACCAGUGUAAACACAACCUUACGUCAAUUAUAUGAGGAGCUUUCUCAAUUCAACAGUCUUGGAAAGCUGAGCGACUCAAUAGUACCUAGGACAGAAACUCGAACGAAAUGGCCACCUAUAACUCUAGCGCUCCUACGUUCUAUCUCAAGAAAUUAUGCAAUGUUAUCCGAUUUUCGCCGAGAAGAUCCCAUUUUGAACGUAGCUUAAACUAAAUGUAUGUACGGCUGCCGACAUUAGGUACCUACAUAAACCGUCGUCAGUCCUCUCGCCAGUCCUCAGACACCGCUUGUAUGACAAGGCUCUAAAUGUAUCCUAAAUGUUAUUUUGGUUAGAGCAUCGUUCUUUUGUGAGAUGUAAAUCCCACUGUCCUCAUCUUCAAUCCUCCUUUCGUGUACCCAAUUGUAUUACUAUCUACUUGAAUAGAAAAUUGGUUAAAAUGUCGUGACCUUUUCGGUAGUUGAAGAAAACAAUAAAAGAAAAUGUUUUAGAAAUUCAUAAAGCAGCAUCAUGUAUAUCUAGAUCCAAUAUGGAAACUGUAUUAUUGAUUGUAGUAAAACCAACUUUAUAUAGUCAGUCUAGAAUUUCAAUAUGAUCUGAUAUUAGUAAUGUGAUAUUCGAAAAAUGCUGGAUUAUUCGCAUAUUGAUAGAGGAUUCUUUAGACUAGUGAAAUUCUCUAGAAUUUAGAUAAAAAUUGGGUUCAAAUAUAACCAAUUUAGAUAAUCGUGAAUUGGCGAGGACCAAGUCGAUAGUUCAUUAAUCUAUCAAUCAUUGGAAUUUGAGAGUGAGCCAACAAUAGGAACACGCGUACAGUGUGUUACUAGCUUUAACCACAACAACGUUUACAAGGGGCGUAUGUUCACGCCUACAUUAAAACGAACCCAAAGUUUGUGCGGACACAAAUAUCAUUUUGUACAAAGUCGCAUAUCAAAAAACUUUUAAAUGAAUUUGUGAAAGCAAAUAGACUGAGUUUUAAUAAUAAUAACUAAUGAAAUAUUUUAUUGUCUUAUGAUAUUCAGUAUUACAAUGUACGGGAUAAUAGCAUAAUGUGUAACUUUGUAAUGUUUUCGAAUAAGUUUUCACGCUGAUAAUUUUACUUACAAAAGUAGUUGAACUAGUCAAUGUGAUUAACGUUUAGGCAUAAAUAUAUCCAUAGUGAACAAAUACCAAAUAUUGUGUAGUAAGAAAUUACUUUUGUAAGUAAAAUUUGCAUUAAUUAUAGUAGUUCACGUACCACGCUGUAUUAAUCGCCGAACACUGUGAUAACGCUCGACCAUCACGCUACAUACAACCAGAGCUUCUUCUCCAGUAUUUAUACCAAAGUACAUAACUAUUUAAACAAUACUAUACAAGUACAUAAAUAGGAAUUACAUAAUACAUUCCCAUCGAGCUUGAAUCCUAUACUUUUGAUAUUGAUGUGUAUUCAAUUUUGUUAUUAUUUUUAUUGUUUUUUGAAAUGUUUA